Messenger RNA from Gymnogyps californianus (California condor), 1090 nucleotides. RefSeq names its product granulocyte-macrophage colony-stimulating factor receptor subunit alpha-like. The coding region runs from base 1 to 861 and encodes 286 amino acids. The record is from RefSeq and is a predicted model, not a curated record. NCBI's taxonomy places the organism in Eukaryota, Metazoa, Chordata, Aves, Accipitriformes, Cathartidae. The transcript has 8 exons. Gene Ontology annotation, biological process: cytokine-mediated signaling pathway. Gene Ontology annotation, cellular component: membrane; external side of plasma membrane. Gene Ontology annotation, molecular function: protein binding; cytokine receptor activity.
AUGAACGGGACAGCUAUCGAAAAUUUUGUCUGUGUCAUCUUUAAUGUUUCCUUCAUGAACUGCACUUGGCAUGUGGGCAGGACUGCUUCAGGAGAUACCCAAUAUUUCCUGUACUGGAGGACCUCAAGGAAAGAAGAUUUCACAGGAUGUCAGAAUUACAUCAAAGAUAAUUGUGGAAGGCAUACAGGAUGUACUUUCCAAAAUGUGACAAUAGAAAAUAAGACAGCUUAUUUCCUGGUAAAUGGAUCUAGAAGUGGACAAAACAUUCAGUCAUAUGAGAAGAAGAUUAUUCUGUACAAAAUUGAAAAACUCACCCCUCCAUUAAAUGUCACUGUGAACUGUAAGGAAGCUUCUCAUGGUUGUGAAAUUCGGUGGCAACCACCUCACACAAGUCAUGUGAAAAAUCAUGCUUGUUUCAGAUAUGAAAUUGUCAUAGAAAACAAGGCUGAUCCCAAGAAAAACAUCAAAAAGACAUCUAAAACAGAAAGAAGCAUCACAGAACACUCCUACAUAUUUGAGAGCUUCAGUGCAGAAAAAAGGUACAGCGUCAAAAUCAGAGCAACUGACAACAGCUGUUUAGUGAGCACAAGCUGGGGAGAGUGGAGUACACCCGUAGAGUUUGGAAAAGAACAACUUACAUCUACUUCAUCAUAUACGUUAUUUCUGAUACCAGUGCUGGCAGCAAGUCUCGUACUUUUUCUCUGCACACUAAGUAUUUAUUUGAAAAAAACAUCUGCUAUAGUACCACAGCCAAGAGACCCAUUCCAUGACCUCUCUGCAAUGGAUUUCCAGACAGAAUAUAAGAAUCAAUUAAUAAAGCAUGAAACCGAAGAAAUAACAAUUAUUGAAGAAGUGACGUAAUGGCAUGCAAGUGAAACAAGCAACUUCAAUUUUUUCAAAUAUAUGUAUCUUAUUGGCAGUAAUUUACAGGUUUUUCAUAUUCUCUCCCUCUUGCAAGCAGAAAGAAUAGCAUGGCCUGUAGAGACAAUUCCCCAAGAGCCUAUCUUUAACAGCCUCUUUGUAUUUGAUUGUAUUUUCCAUAAAUAAUUUGAAUUGUUUGGACUAUUUUUCUUUCUUCUUAUGAUGAGUA